CUUUAAAAAAUAUGUAUUUACAUUACAGUGUACAUCAACACCAGUCACUGUGGAAACUCUCAUACCCCUCGUGACGUCAUCAUGGCGAGGUCUCGACGCUAAAACACAGUACCAAGCCGUCUUACUACUCGGGCGAACAUUACGAGCGAUAGAGAGAGGCGAUACUGGCGAGAAUGAGAGCAAAAGAGAACGAAGUAAAGUUGCUGCUAAGAAUGUUAUUGAUGUGAAAGAAAAUAAUGAAAAAGUUACUGAAACAAAUGGUAAAGAUAUCGGAGAUGUUGAUAAACAAAAUAGUACUUCUGUGUGUGAUAAAGAAAGUAAUGAUUAUAAAGGUGACAUGUCUAUAGAAAUAAUAGAAAGUGAAAAAGAUAUGUCUACGAAUAAAAUAGCAAGAGUCAAUGAUACAUCAGUAAAUGACAGAGAAAAUGAAACUCAUAAUGCAGAUGAUAAAGAAAAAGGGGACCUUACAAUCCUUAGUGAGAAUUUGGAGGAAGUGUUAGCAACCUUAGAAAAUGAUAGUGACAUGGCUAUAGACAAUGAGGUAAUAACACUGGAAGACACUAUUAUUGAGACAGAAAAAGGCAGUGAUAAUAUAGCGAGUAAGAAAGAACAAGUCUCAGUGACAGACCUUGUAGUUACAGCAAACAUUCAAGAGAGUCUUGCGACAGAAAAGGAAAACAAUAUGCUCUCUGGUGAGCUAGACGGAGAUGCAGAAUUAAAUACUAAAAACCCAGAAGUAAUGGAAACAAAUGAUGUUAACGAAAAUAAACAACCAAGCGAAGAUGAUGUUAUUGAAGUUAAAUUAGAAAGUGAAGUUAUUUCUAUAACCGAUGAUGAAGACGUAGUAAUGUUAGAAAGAGAUGCAGAUAACAGUAUGAGUGGUGAUGGAAUAGCUUUAUCCAAUAAGAUUAAAGUUCAGAACUCUAGUGAAUCGGAGCUUCUGGCGACUUUGAAACAUCUGACGACACAGUCGGCAAACAAACAUCAUCCAGAUAGAAUGAAGGUGGUGGUAGGUGUGGACAAACUACAGCUUCUGCUGGGUAACGGAUGGUAGCUGUCUACUGGUCUAGGAUAGAGGAUUUUCUGUGCCUUAUUAAUACAUAGACAUUAUAAUUAUUAGGUAUGCUUGGCAGGGCCAACGAUUGAUAAAAAUAAGUGGUUAAAUAAGACUUAAUUAACAAAACUCACCGAGUGCACAAGUUAAUUAAAAUCGGUUCAGCCUUUUCUGAGCAUUAAUACGACAUAAACAGACUCCCCUUUUGGUGGGUUUAAAU
Messenger RNA from Plutella xylostella (diamondback moth), 1274 nucleotides. RefSeq lists its product as uncharacterized. The record is from RefSeq and is a predicted model, not a curated record. NCBI's taxonomy places the organism in Eukaryota, Metazoa, Arthropoda, Insecta, Lepidoptera, Plutellidae.